GUUUUUCUGUCAUGGCGUACAGUUAUUCUUUUAUAGUGGGUGUAAUAGUCACAAAUUUUGAUCAAUUAUUUGUUUAUUCAGUGAUGUGUGAUUAAAGUGAAAUGUUUUAGUCAAUUUUAUAGUGAUAUUUCACAUUAGGAUGGUAUAAUUUUUAAUUCUUGCAUUGCUUGAGAAUCUAUUGAGUAGAUAAGAUCUCUCAGAUAGGUCAAGUUUUUGAAAAAAAUUGUUAGUAACCUGUGGGGUUUUCCAGUUUUAUUUUGUAAAUUUUACUGUUUAAAACAGAUUAUAGUACUAUAAUAUCAGUGUUAUCCAAUCAAAGUAUCACUGUAUCAGUUUGUUUCAUGCUUCAGUGGUAAAUUCGUUCCGCACGUAUAGACUUUUCACAUCGUAUUCAUGUCAGGUUACUUUUUUAUUUUGAUCUCGUAAUUGAGUAAAAUUUUGCAAAUAAAAUGGAUAACAUCUCGCUGGCAUUGCGGGAUCUUAUUGAACUUGCGGAUCAUCUGCGACAAGAAAGAUUGUUUGUACUGUCUGAACAAUCUCGUCUCCAUGAAUUGAACGAAAAGGUGGUAUGUGCCAGCAGCAAGCUAGCCCAGCUGGCCUGGGUGUCAGCUCAGCACCGGCUGAACCUGAAUCGUCUGGUGGUGUCACGACCUGACUGUUCUCCGGCAGUCUGUUGUCAGCGCGCUGAUUCGCUCGAUAGCACCGAGUUCAUUGAUGCCUACAAGGUGCUCGGAUAUCAGGACGCAGCAAUGUUCGGCCAAUUCCUAGAGCGCGUUCGGAACUCACCCGAACUGGUAGCUAGCUGUUUGGCGGCCGGUGAUAGGCUGAUGCCCGAGCUGACGCCAGCUGUGAUCCAAUCACUGGUCGCAGGACUGUACGGCAGUUGUUUGCUGCCCUCUGAUAGGGCGCUCGUGUUGCGGCUACUCAAGACACUGUCACAGUUGCAGCUGGUCACAUCCGAUGACCCCAGGAGACUGCUACGUCAUGGUUCAUGUGCGUUUGCCAGACUUUACUCGGUGUUCCACGAGGGUCUGUUCUCGGCGAAACUGUUUCUAACUGCCGCACUGCAUGCACCGAUCACUCAUGUGCUCACAGAGGAUGACAAAUUCCUUGACAUCGACCCUGAUAAGAUAUCUGUAAGGUUUCCCCCAGAAGAACGUCUGAAGAAGUUUGGGGUGGAAGGCACCCCGGAAUACGAGGCAAACGUGCGUCGCUACAGGGAGUGGACGGUUCGCUCGCUUGUGCAGCUGACUCAGCGAUUUGUGACCAGUCUGCGCGAUAACCUGCACUGCUUCCCGGCCUCCAUCUGCUGGCUCAUCAGGCAUAUUGCUAGCACCAGUACUGUGCCCCCCAAAGAGGUGUUUGUGAUGUGCUGCGACCUAGUGCUGACCUACUUCAUUUGUUUGGCGGUGGUGAACCCGGAGCCGUGGGGCAUCACAGAUGUGGGCGCCAUUAGCUAUGUGGCACGCUCCAACCUCAUCCAAGUUGCGCAGAUACUGCAGAUGUUGGCACUCAGCAAGCACGAGCCAAUCGAUGCCAGGCUACACGAUUUGUACUCGCAGUUCGAUAAGGAGUGUGUGUCGAGCAUAGUGGACUCGAUGCUGGAGGGAACAGCCAAUAAUGAGCCAACUGCGCCCCCCGACAACUCCAAGCUCAAUGGUCUCAGCAGGAAUGCGGCCCUAUUCACCGAGGCUGAACUCUUUGCUCUGGUUGGUUUUCUGCAAGCGGUAGCCGGCCACAGUACGGAUGUGGAUGUGGACAAGAAGGCUCUGAUGAAUGUUCUGUCUUUGUUGCCGAGGAAUCCUUCUCCCACUCCCACGCCCACGCAUCACACCACCAACGGCCAGACGAAGAAAAGUACUGCGUCAGCGAAAGGCUCGAGCUACAAGAGCGAUGCACUAGAUGAAGGUUUGGGAGGUGAGGAAGAGGUGAAUAAGCCUGUGUUGGUCAUACCGUUCGAUACCAAUGCUAAUCCGUCGGUCGGGUUUCUCUCUGAACAGAAGGUGCUGGAAAUGCAGAAGAAGGGCAUCCUGGUGGAUGACCUUGUGCGUGUGGGCAUUGAGGGAGGAGGAGUGGGGAUGCUGGCUGCUGGUGGCCUUGAACCCCCCACCAACGGGCUCGAUGACGAACCAGAGGUUGUGAGCGCUGUGGGCGGUGGAAGCGACAAGCAGACUCGUCGCACGCGUUUCUCGGUGUCGGGGGACGGCGAAUCGGUGUGCGACAACCUGGAAGUGGCCACCUCGUCCAACCACAGUGUGACGUCAUCCAUCAGCGAGACUGAGGACCAGAACGACAAUCUCAGCGACAUGAUUAGCGCUAAUGUGUCUGGUCGAGACACGCCGUCAUCGCAGAUGACAGAGGGUGACGAGGGGGGCGGCCCGGGAGGGGCCAGAGGGGGCCAGUUGGAGGGAGGCAUUCCGGUUGCCCCGCCCACACAGGGGGCCAACAAGCAGCAGUGUCGGUUUGACAUAGACGAGAAGUUUGGAAAGUUCCAGAUCAAGAAGCUCAUGGAAGGUGCAGCAGACGAGACAAUUUCGAUGGUGAGCGAUACAUGGAGCACAGAUGUGUUGGCUAGCGACAGUGAGAUCAUAGAGGCGGUGCCACCCAUGCAACCAUCACUCCCAAAUACACCGCAGUUGUUGGACGUGUCGGAGACAGCGUCGGACGGAUGGAGCACUUGUGUGAUGGCGUCGGACUCUGAGCGUCUGACCGAGGUGGACACAGAUGACACGGCCAGUGUGGCAAGGUCUGAUGACACGGCGAGUCGCGGUGAGCCUGAUGGCGGAGAGGAGGGUGCUGCGUCGGCUAGUGCUGCUGGAUUCGGGUGCCGAUCGCUGCCAAUCAGAGAGGAGAACGAAAGACUGUCUGUGCCCGUGUCGCCGACCAGAGUGGAGGGAGCAGGGGGGGCCGCCUCAGGGGUAGGGGGACUGAGAGGGGGAUCGUUUCGACGUCGCACGCUAGAUUGCGCCAGUGUUCCGUCCAGAUCUGCUGGCGGAUCCCUGAGUUUAUCGGAAGAGCGUGACAGACCACCCCUAGUGUCUGACUUGAAGUCAUCUCUGGCUCCAUCAUCCUCCAGUCUCAACACUCCAAAGUUGUCACAGCAAACCUCCAGUCAAGAAGUUUCGAUGGAGGAGAGUGAAACGGGCGUGGUCGCAGGUGGUAGCGGGGCGAGUGGAGGGGGAAUUGUGUGCCUGAGCACGGCAAGCCUAGCUUCGACCAGCAGCAGUAGCAGUUCUGAGCCUAGGCUCAAGGCACAACAAGAGUUGAGCCUGCCGGGCACUCCACUGGUGCUGAACGGUGGUGUGGUUAUGGUGGAGUCGGCCAGUGGCGGCGCAACCAGCUGCAAGCCUAUGCCUUCCACGUCAACCGGGGCCAUUCCAAAGAGCAUUUCCUUCGAUAAGACUGCUGAGAGGGGCGAUAAGGAAUCUUUAGACGAGGACGGCAAAUCGCGACGCAGCUUCUUCAGGUUCAAGUUGCCGUUCAAGAAGCCAAAGGGUCGCUCCUCAUCAUCAGCCUCCUCCUCCUUUAGGGGGGCCGAAGAUCUCCUCACUGAUGACCAGCCUACGCCUUCUCGUAUUGAUACAUCUGAUGACAUCCUAGCCAAGUAUAGGAGGAAGGUUGUGGUGACGUCAUCGAAUGGCGUUGCUAAGCAACCGGGAGAUGAGGCCAACGCUAGCAAGGGAGAGGCUGAGGAAGAGGAAGAAGACGAACGCCUAGUGAUAGACCCGUUGAACGUGGAGGCGUCGUUUGCGUUCCGUGAUGCCAAAAAGAAGCUGAGACUUGUGCUGAGCACAGCCGAGGUGGGCCAGCACAUGCCCGAGGGGCAAGCCCCGCCCGGCGAGGGCCAGCUCGUCUCAUUCCUGAAGCUGCAGCUCGCCGAAGCUAUGAACCUGCAGGACAGGCCUUUGAUUGCUCAUCUACACGAAACUUUGAGAUGUGUGAGGCUAUUCGACAGCAGCGGCUGUUUGAAGCUGUUUGCCUCGCUUCGCUCGGACUACAAGCAGCGCACGCCCUAUGUGAGCUACCUGGUGCACUGCCGUCAAUCACUGUUGUCUACACUGGUCCACUUGGAGAGGCUCACCUCACGUGUCCGAUGUGAACGCACCGUAUGCCAGCGAACGCUAAUGGCCGUGUGUGUCAGGCUGUUCCUCGAGAAGCGACAAGCUCUGGUGACAGCUUUUGGCGCGGAAUUCAAACAGCUGACAUUGCCUGAUGAGAAGAACGAUCUGUUGUUGACCUUCUUGGAGAGGUUGUCCCGGGAGAUGGAGCGUGAUCCGCUGUGGCAGGCGGCGAGCGACGCUCAGCUGGAUAUGGCUCGUACGGCAAUUGAACGGGCCGUUGUCAGUCGGGUCUACAUCUACGCCAUGUUCCCCAACGGAGAUGGAGACGUGUCACGUGAUCAAGUGCUGCACGAACACAUGAAAAAAUUGUCCAAUGUGAUAACACCCAGUCACAAAGAUCUCAGGAUACCCAAGGUGUUCUGCUACGAGUGCCCGUGGCCGUCAGCCCAGGCCGAGUUGGUGGCUAUGUCGGCGCACAAGACGGCCGGCGACAAAGUGUCGUGUGUGCUGCGUUGUUGCACCACCAUUCUGAAUCUGCUGUCACUGGCUGCAGCUGAUCAACUCAGCACUGUUCCGGCUGCCGACGAUUUGGUGCCUGUGCUCGUUUAUGUGCUAAUCAAGGCAAACCCACCCUCAUUGCUAUCAACGGUGGCUUAUGUGAACAGCUUCUACGAGAGUAGACUGGAGGGGGAAGACCGCUAUUGGUGGGUCCAAUUCUGCUCAGCCAUAGAGUUCAUCAAAACUAUGGACUAUGUGCUCAGUGACUAAGCCACCUCUCCAAACUUCUUUUUCAGUCUUUCUUAAUAGUUUUAAGCAUAUCUUUGUUCUUCCUUUUUCAGUUUAAUUCUCAUCUAAAGGUACAAUACCUGAGGCCAGACCACAUUGGGCGUUUUUCAGGCGAGAACACAAUCAGCCAAUCUAAAACCGUAAAAAUUCUUGAUAUGCUCUGGUCCUAAGCGACAACUGUACACGACUCUAUCCACGCGAUGACUGUCGUCUAUUAGGGCCAAGCCACACGAACCGUUUUUAGACGAGUUGGCAGGUCAAGAAGAAGCUCUUUAAUUGGUUGAUUGAGUUGAUAAUCGGAGAGCUUCCUGCCCUGCCGACUCAACUGAAAACGCCUGAAAAAACUCUUUGUGUGGCUCGGCUCUAUCGGUUAGGGUCAAGCCACACGAGGUGUUUUUCUCGCGGACAGGUAGCUCUCCGAUUGGUUGAUUAUCAGCUGAUUCCCGAGGGCCAACCCAAUCAAACAAUUGCAGAGCUUCCUGCCCUGCCGACUCGUCUGAAAACGCCGGGGAAAACGCUUCGUAUGGUUUGACCCGUAUUGUCCCCGUGUGCAAGUUGAAAAUCUAUCCUACUUUUGAUUUAAACCUAAAAAAUAUUAUGCAAAAUACAUGAUUAGGGCUAAGCUUCCUUUACCAGAAGAUAUGGUCACAUGUAUUAUGUUGCAUUCCGGGCUCAAAAAAUAGCUGAUUUAUAUCACUUUUU
Nilaparvata lugens (brown planthopper) is the source of this 5549-nucleotide messenger RNA. It is a transcript of the gene Gapvd1, whose product is annotated as GTPase-activating protein and VPS9 domain-containing protein 1. NCBI's taxonomy places the organism in Eukaryota, Metazoa, Arthropoda, Insecta, Hemiptera, Delphacidae. Gene Ontology annotation, molecular function: guanyl-nucleotide exchange factor activity; small GTPase binding. The coding region runs from base 450 to 4829 and encodes 1459 amino acids. The record is from RefSeq and is a predicted model, not a curated record. The transcript is spliced from 27 exons. Gene Ontology annotation, biological process: vesicle-mediated transport; regulation of GTPase activity. Gene Ontology annotation, cellular component: endocytic vesicle; cytosol.